This is a messenger RNA of Cervus elaphus (red deer), 9944 nucleotides long. RefSeq names its product purine rich element binding protein A (gene PURA). Bases 4680 to 5648 code for a protein of 322 amino acids. The transcript has 2 exons. Gene Ontology annotation, biological process: regulation of transcription by RNA polymerase II. Lineage: Eukaryota; Metazoa; Chordata; Mammalia; Artiodactyla; Cervidae. Gene Ontology annotation, molecular function: RNA polymerase II transcription regulatory region sequence-specific DNA binding; DNA-binding transcription factor activity, RNA polymerase II-specific; purine-rich negative regulatory element binding. Gene Ontology annotation, cellular component: nucleus. The record is from RefSeq and is a predicted model, not a curated record.
CACAGCACCCCUGGCUGGAGGGGAGAGGAAGGAGGGUUCAAGGCUCCACUACCAACCCCUCCUUUCUCUGUUCAAUCCCCACCCCACCCCCGCAAUGCAUACACCCGCCCAGUAUGCGUUGCAAAAAUAAAGAAGAAUACAUUGGUGCUGACAGCGCAGAUGAAGCCAGGCCCAGGGAUGGGUGGCCCGGACAAGGCAUUUUUGCUGCCCCACAGAGCUAGGUCAGCUCCAUAGUCUCCUCUGCUUUUGUCCGAGGGCAAAAGGGACGGAUGUGAAGUUGGAGGGUCUUCCGUUUGAGCGACGGUAGGCCCCGGCAGCGGCUGAGAUGUCAAUGGGGAAAGGGACCCCCACAAAUAUAUCUGCCUUGAGCCUGAAUUCGGAUAGAGAAAGGCUAAGAGUCCGGCUGGGAGAACGUUGGUUCGUUGCUGUCUACCCCUGAAUAAAUGCUACUUUAAUUUCCGUUGUCUCUGCGGGACCCUCUUGAGGCUUCUAAUUUCGUUCUUGUUUGGGCCCCUUACGUUUCGGUCGGACCAGGCGUUUGGGGACAGCUUUUUGCAGCGGUGUCUGUGCUUGAGUCCCGUGUCCUUGGAAGGGAAGCCCCAGUGCUUUAUAAUAGGCUGAAUUUGGUUUGACAUCUUUUGGUAGACUGUCAGAGGAGGAAAAGGAAUUUUUUGAUUACUUCAAGACCCUCACUGCUCCCCGCCCAAACUGACGUUUUCGAAUUGCGGCUUUGGAAAUUGGAGUGUUGACUAGAGUGUGGAAAGAGUUGCUGAUUUCAUUCCUUUGGGUACUAGUAAAAUUAUUUAAGAAUCAGACGAAAGAGAGUUAUUGACAUUUGCAUCGGUUCUGUUUGGAUCUUUUGGGUAUAUAAAAUGUCGGGUUCUCUGAAUCUUUUAUCGAAUUUAGAGUGUGUGCUACAUUUAUUUAAUUCUUCUGCAAAUGCUUAAAAUAACAUUUUGUGAAACGUGAGGAUUCUAUCACAUGGAUUGUUCUCUUCAGAUUUUAAAUGUUUAGUUCAUAUAUUUAAUCCUAAACAUUUAAAUAGCAUUGGAGAGGCAUAGUUUUAAAGAUUAAGUAAGCUGUAGAAAGGGGAUAGACUUUUUAAAAAUGAUCGUUGAAAUACUGUUAGUCGUUGUUGUUAAAAUGUUAAGAUUUAUUUGAUAGUUUCCCUUAAUUUUCCCGAUAGCUAGCCAUGAGAAGAAAUGGGUAAUUCCUCCACUUUUGAACAGUUGCAGUACAACAUUCCAGUUUAGUUUUAAUGAUUUGAGUAUUGAAGAUAAUUGUUGUCUGGUUUAAAACAGGCAUUUAACCUAAGUAGCACUUGAGAACACAAAUACUAAUGGUUUUGCUGCUUUUUUAUUUGGGAAAUAUGUGAUUCUGUGAAAUAUUAAUGAGUGUAUUGUUUCUGUUGGAAACUCCAUAAUCAAGAGUUUAUUACCCAGAGGUAGAUUCCCUCUCUCCAAGUUUAUUUUGUAAAUGUGUGUUAACUUUUACUUUUAGAAUUAGAUUAUUUCAGACUCAUCCGUAGUUCAGUCUGAGGAAAAUGAGGGGUUUUUUUUUUCCUUCUUGUUCAGCCUAGUAUCUAUUUCUCUAGCAAACAAUUUUUUGUUGUUAAGAGUUUGUUAAAGAUGUAGAAAUAGAGUAAUUAAAGAUAAAGCAAUCUCAAUUCUCUUCAAAAUGUGUGUGUAUUGUUAAUAAGAGAGCACACUAAAUCUAGAGAUGUUUAUCAGGUUUUAAAAAUGUAAGCAAACUUUGAGGAGAAAGGGAAUUUUUUUAUGGUUUUUUCAUUAACACAGAUACUUUGUGCAUAUUAAUGUAUUUCGUUUUCCCUGUGUCUUUCUUACAUUGUAUUGAAACUAUAAUUUUAAUUCUGCAACUAUUUGUUUUAAAAUAACAAUGCAAACAUCUAGACACUAGAAUUGGCUUUUCAUUUACCAAGUUAGCAUGUUGUCUUGGUAAUUAACAAAUGGCUAGAUGUGUUUUUAAAUCCACAAGUUUGCUCAUGGAUUUUCUGUGUUAGUAUGCAAAUCUAACUUUGAAAUUCUGUUUAAGGUUCUAACCUCUUUGUUUUAAGACUUUUCUCUCAGACAACCUUUUAAGGGUACUGUAUUCUAUAGCCUAAGGAAAGCCGCCUUUCCCCACCUCUCCCAUUCUGACCAAAAGUCCACACUCACAGGCUUAUCCUGAAAUAAACUCUCUUGUUUGAGUAGUGAAAAUGUGUUAAAUAUCCUAUUUAUCAUUGUAUUAUUUUGGGAAAGGCAUUAUUAACCUUGGUUGCUUUUAGAUACAUUUACAAACUAGGCAAGAAGCUAAUAUAUAAUGGAAAAAUUUUAUACAUAUAUAAUAAAAAGCAUGAAAUAAAUACAUAUUUAUAUGGAGAGUUCCAGGUCUCAGUUGUUAGCUGAUUUGAGCUUAAAAUUCCCAGUUUAUGCGUGCAAAUGAUAUUUAACUUGUGUUUUGUCUAAAAACUUUAUCAGUUGCCUCUGUACUAGGAAACUAAGACAUCAGUUCCUGGUGAGCAUCAUUUUUUUUUUUUUUUUCCAGAAAAUAAGGGCAUUCCCAAAUUCAAACCACUUCAGAACCCUGGACGUAAACAUUUGGGACAGGGAAAGAAAUUUAGACCCCAGAAUUGGUUCAAGAAGGCGGGCAGUUUCAAGCUCUACUUUUUGGUUCUGGGGGAAGCGAUUUUUUAGUAUGGAAGAGUGACAAGCACUGGCAGCCGCGUGCUCUCUCCUCGCAGCCCCACUGGCCUUUGCUGCUUUGAGCUCUCCAGAGGGGACAAGCGCUCGGUUCAGUGCGAGGUAAAAUCACGAGAAAGAAUAGCGGCUCUUCUAGAUCGGUCUUAACCAGGUCGUAGUAGUCUCAACUUACAGGUGGGAGCGUAAUGCCCCGCCCAGCUCUGUGCGGAGACCAUGCCACGCUGCCUUUGCGACCCUGUUUGGGACGGGGUCUAUCCAGGGUCCUGAUCGCUACCAUGCAAACCUAGAGGAGCCGCCGCUUCUUCACACGUGCAUUUUUGUGUGGUGGGCAGUGCACCAGUUGUUCCUAUAUCUCCUCCCGACAGACUUGGGGACAGGGGCGGGAGCGCAGAAAAAUCAGCAAUGAAAGGGGACUACUCAGUGCUACAGGAUGCCCCUAAACUAGGGGGAAGUUCUUUAUGGGGCCCAAAACCUGUGAUUUCGUCUCUCACAGUGGGCCUCCUGUUCAGAGAGCCAUUUCAGGGACAACUGGACAGGUGGGUAGUUCUGAGACUGGUUCACAGGACUAUCCCAGUUUUCUUUUCCGAAGUCCGAGUGCUCUGCCUAUUUCUUCCUCUUUAGCGGGAAGUAGUGAACGUCAGCCCAGAGCUGAAGUAGCUACUGCUGGGUUGAAUGGGGCCCUUGGAAGAGAAAAAGGAAGCUGGGAAUACUUAGCAGGCAGGUUUGCCCAGGAGAUGAAGGGAUGUAUCAGGGAGCUUUAACGUCUCAGGCGUUGACAAGACUUAUACCCUGGGCUGGUCUGGGUUUGUUUAUCAUUAGUCCCCUCUUUACCCCUCUCUUUUCCAGGAAGCUUGGGCAGCCAGGUACUCAGAUGUCUUGGGGGUUAAGAGUGAGGGAGGCAAGUCUCCUUACUUUUGGGGGCAGGGGAUGGGCGAUGUUCAAUGGGAAUGGAGCCUACAGAUGAGAUGGUCGUACUCUUCUCAGGAUGGAGGCAGCAAUCCAUGCUUGAGAAAACCAGGAAUAGGGCUGUGGGGUCUGUAAGCCCCCUGCAGAAGGUGAUGGGGGCAUCUGGGAGCACAGGUAGGAGAUGCCCUGGAGAUAGGCCCUGGCUUUCCCACAGCUGCUAGGACUGCAGACUGCAGUGAGGGAGUAUAAGCAUUAGCUGUCUAUCUGGGAGAAGGAAAAUAGGCCCUAGAUUAUGCCUCAGAUCUAGGAAGAGAGAAAUCUAUUUCUGAGCCCCUUCCUGAGACCAGAGAAGACCCCUUUUUGCUGUCACUGGUUUAGCUGUCAUUGGUAAUGGUAAUGGUAACCUAGCUGUCUUCCUAAAAACCAGCGAUCAUUUAGUGUUUUACUUUUUGAGAGAUGGGGGAUCUCCUUGACACUUAGGAGUUUCUGGGAGGAUGAGUAAAAGGGGCGAGCGAACCUGCGUUAAUGAAUCCCUUAAGGAACUGCGUUUCCCAGGAAAUUCCUGACAUUUUUAGCUCGUGAAUUUCCUAAAGCCUGCUUGGUUUUCUUCAUUCUGGGUCCUUCCAGAGAGGAAGAGUGGGGCUAGGGGCUGAAGGCUCGGCUGGGCCUGGUUUAUCCGCAGAGCUGGCCGGCAACCCUGGCUGGGCUCAGCCCUGAACUGGGUGCCCCCCUUCCCCAAAUCUCGGGAGGAGGAGGGGGAGGCAGGCAGGCAGUCUUGGUCCCAAAGGGGGCUCUUUGAAGGUUUUGGGGUGAGUGCGGGGUUUCUUUCUGAUUGUUGGUUGGGGAGAAGGGCAGAGCCAACGGAAAAAGGCACUGCGGGCACCCCGGCCCUGGUGCGGCUGCCGUCCUCUGCUCGGCUCCCCCCUACCGAUCUCGCGAGAGUGGCUGACUGGCUGUGGGGGUUGCGGCGGCAGCAGGCGGAGCCGGGGAGGGAAAGCAGCGGCGGCUGAGGCGACUGAGGCGGCGGCGGGCGGAGCGGCAGGCGGCGGCGGCGCGGCGGCGGAGCGCAGCAUCAUGGCGGACCGAGACAGCGGCAGCGAGCAGGGUGGUGCGGCGCUGGGCUCGGGCGGCUCCCUGGGGCACCCAGGCUCGGGCUCCGGCGGGGGCGGUGGUGGCGGCGGGGGCGGCGGCGGCGGCAGUGGCGGCGGCGGCGGCGGCGGGGCCCCGGGGGGGCUGCAGCACGAGACGCAGGAGCUGGCCUCCAAGCGGGUGGACAUCCAGAAUAAGCGCUUCUACCUGGACGUAAAGCAGAACGCCAAGGGCCGCUUUCUAAAGAUCGCUGAGGUGGGCGCGGGCGGCAACAAGAGCCGCCUUACUCUCUCCAUGUCAGUGGCCGUGGAGUUCCGCGACUACCUGGGCGACUUCAUCGAGCACUACGCGCAGCUGGGCCCCAGCCAGCCGCCCGACCUGGCCCAGGCGCAGGACGAGCCGCGCCGGGCGCUCAAGAGCGAGUUCCUGGUGCGCGAGAACCGCAAGUACUACAUGGAUCUCAAGGAGAACCAGCGCGGCCGCUUCCUGCGCAUCCGCCAGACGGUCAACCGGGGGCCCGGCCUGGGCUCCACGCAGGGCCAGACCAUUGCACUGCCCGCACAGGGGCUCAUCGAGUUCCGCGACGCUCUGGCCAAGCUCAUCGACGACUACGGAGUGGAGGAGGAGCCGGCUGAGCUGCCUGAGGGCACCUCCUUGACUGUGGACAACAAGCGCUUCUUCUUCGAUGUGGGCUCCAACAAGUACGGCGUGUUUAUGCGAGUGAGCGAGGUGAAGCCCACCUACCGCAACUCCAUCACCGUGCCCUACAAGGUGUGGGCCAAGUUUGGACACACCUUCUGCAAGUACUCGGAGGAGAUGAAGAAGAUUCAAGAGAAGCAGAGGGAGAAGCGAGCUGCCUGUGAGCAGCUUCACCAGCAGCAGCAGCAGCAGCAGGAGGAGACAGCCGCUGCCACCUUGCUGCUGCAGGGUGAGGAAGAAGGGGAAGAAGAUUGAUCAAACUGAAUGGAAAAAACCCACACACACAUGCAUACACACACACACACACACAGCCACACACAGAGAAACUAUACUGUAAAGAAAGAGAGAAAAUAAAAAGUAAAAAAGUUAAAAAAAAAAAAAAAAACCUGUUAACUCCAAGGGAGCACCACCCACAGAACCUCCACCAACUGACAGUUUCUCUUCUUGACUUGCCACCCAUCGCUGGAUGUUGUCCACUUUAUCCACCAUAUAAAACAGUAAGCAGCUGCUAAAAACAAAAAACAAAAAAAAAAUACAAAAAGUAAUAACAUUAUAUGAACUGUGUUUCCUACUUGAUUAAAAAAUAUAAAGAACUGAGUGUUUAUUUCCCUAAUUAACCAAGAACUUUUGUACACGUUUAAGCUAUUAUUAUUAAAAGUGUUUGCAAAAUGGUCAAGAUUAUAAUAUUGCUGAAUUAUAUAAAAGUCCUUUUCAUGUUGAGCUAACAUUUGACUUUAGCACAAAAAAGAGAUAUUUUAGAACACGUAAAAUAAUAUUUUUAGUUUUUCUCAUUUUGUUACCAAAUUUCAAACCUUACAUGGAGGUUAUUAUAGUAUAUUUGACACCCUAUAUACCUGUGAUUAGAGAUGUGUAUAUAUAUGAGGGCUAGGCAUGCUGUGUGUCUGAGCUUUGUCUAAAUGUUAUGCAGAAGUUUGUAGAGUUAAAGGUACGUAGGUUUAAUUCAUGCAAGGUAAACAAUAAGUGCUCUCUUUUAUACAAUAUGCAUUGCAUCUGGACCUUAAACAUAUAAAAAUGGUCAGUGAAACUUCUGUGAACAUGAAGAAAUUAUUAAAAAAGGCAUUUAAAUGAAAUUUGCUAAGUUGUGAUUUUUACGGUUGGAACCAAAGUUAUUCAAAUAGUAAAAGAAAAAAGAGAAAGAAAGAAAAGGAAAUCUCCCAUAAUAUUUUUCUGCAUCUGUUUGCUUUGAGUAGGCAUUUUGUCAUUAUUGUGUAUAUGAGAUGUACUUGUAUCGUUCAUAAUAUAUUUUUUUUAUUAUGUGUAGAAAGAUUUUAAAAACUUAACUAACGUGCAGCAAUUUCCAGUGAACCUGUACUUGGACAUCAGGUAGUGAGUCUAUUUGUGGUCACUAGCACUGUCUCCUAAACUUGUAAGAGGUCUGAAGCUAUCCUUUGAUUUUUGCCAGUGCUAUUAACUUAUGUAGACCUGUUAACAAGCAGAGCAACACAAUUAUAGUUAUCCUACUGAGCCAUGGAUUCUGAGCUUCAUUUUAAAAGUGAAAGCCAAGUUGGUGUAUGUAAAGGAUUUCCAUGUAGCUGUGGUGCUAGUUAUUACUGGCUACAUUAUAUGCUAAGUGUAUUUGUGUUCCCCAAGUGUACAAGCCUUCUAUCAAAAGUAUGUUCUAUAACUCAUAUAUUCAAGGUGUAGGGUAUGAAAAUGCAAAGCUUAGGAGAGCACUUUACCAAGCUGGUGUCCUCCAAACUGAAAUUGUUUGUAACGAUAGUCUUUUACAGGUUUUCAUUUAAAGAUGUUUGUGUGCUUUUAAUUGACAACUAACUUCUUGCUGCUGUAUAGUAAAAUAUUAAUAUAUUUUUAUCAUUAAACUGCUGCAUGACUAUCAUCUUUGAGUGAAGAGAAAAUGUUAUAAAAAAAAAGAUGCCUUAAACAGUACAUUUUGGUUUGGAAUUCUGUAGAAAGUAUUUUGGUUUUUUAAAAAAAAAAAGGGGUCUUGUCUGACAUAGAGGGUUCUGGGGAUAGAAUUGUUAUCUUGGCAAAUCCAGCCAUGUAGAUCUAACUGCUGUAUGUAGAAGACACCACCUGUAGGAGCUGGAAGGUAUCAGUGCUUCUCACAUUGUAAAGCAUUGGCCUAGGAAGGUGAAACAGUUGUCUUUUUGAAGGAUUUUUCUUUCUGCUGGUUCUUUGGGUUUUGAUUUGGUAUUUUUAAGCUCCCUGGUUGAGUGUGUUGUCUUUGUUUUUGAGAUCUACUGUAUGUGUUGAAUAACAAGCUAUUUCCAUUGUACUGUGCAUUUUCCCAUUAAAUUGUUUGCUUUUAAUAUUCAUACAAUGUUUAAUAUGAGGUGACCGUACAAUAGUUAGGAGUUUCUUUACUUACAAAAUCACUGGAAAUGAUUAAAUUGCUUUUCCCCUUCCCCCAAGGUGCAUUUUUCUUAUUUCCACAUAGUAAAGUUGAGCUUUUACAGUGCAUAAUGUGACAUUUGGAAUGCUUAUCAACUGCAUGUAAACAUUAAUAACCUGCACUUUUUUGUCUUAAGGUUUGUUGAGCUGUUUUGUUCACUGUACUUUAACUGUGAUAUGGAAAAGACUGCAUUCUCUGUGCUGUUAUUAGUUAGGAAAGAGAAUUGCUUUGAUUUUGUCUCUUGUUUACUAUAGCUUCUUAAAGUUAAGCCUUGUACUACAGGUUGUUGGAGUACUCCUAGAUCAGUGUUUCAUAGUAGCCAGCAAUAAGUAGUGCAAGUCAACAAAAACACAGCAAACUUAGGCAAAGUGUCCUUUCUUUGAGAUGCGAGUUCUUUCAUGAGGUUUUCUUUAGGGUCCGAGUUACCUAAAGUGAAGCCUUUCAUAGCUAUAGACUUCAGAUUCUGCUUGGAAUCCUACCGGAUCAAGAAGCACAUGUAUUGUGCAAUUAUCUUUACACUAUAACAGUUAAACACAAUCUUACUAAGAUUUUGAAACCAGUGUCUGAUUUAUGGUCAGUGGAUUUUAAAAGAAAUCCACAUUCAGAUCUUUUAAGACUUAAAACGUGAUCAUAGAAAAGACUAAUGACUGUAAAGAUGCUCUUUUUUUUGCAUCUCACUUUACCUCCCCAAGUACCCCCAACCUUCCCUUUUCCCUUCUCCUGUUUCAUCCUUUUUCCACCCUUCCCCCCAGGUGCUCGGUACUUUACCAAGGUUCUAUAACUCAGUGUUUUAUGUUGGAGUUUUUCCUUGUUUUUAUUUUACUAGUUGGUAAACCCUGUUUGUGCUGAAACAAAAAAGGAAAUGGUAUAUUUGACCAUAUGUGUUAUUCAUAGAAGACAGUAUGAUCAAAUGUGCCAAAAACAUGUAAACAAAAGUUAAUUCAUGACAAGUAUGCCUUAUUUUUAAUGAUCUGCUUUGUCUUACAAUUAAGGUCCAAGAGCUUGGUUAAACUAUACUAUUUGCCUAAGUAUAAAAGAACACUUGAAAUGCAUUACAUUCUUUAAAAUGAGAGACAUUGUCAAGUAAUUUAAUCCAGAGAUCAGCCACCAGAUUUUAAAUGCCCAUAUAAGUGUGUGUGUUUGGUAUUGUUCGUUUUUUUGGUUUUUUUUUUUAAGUCACCAAAUCUUUUUUUAAGCUACUUUUUAUUUGUGCCUCCUAUUUAUCAUGCUGAUGUUGGAAGCAGCAGUCAUCCAGCCACAGAGGGAGCUAAAGUUAACUAACCAGAACUGUAGAAAUCAUUAUACAUGCCUUUGACAACAAAGGAAGUUCAUAAGAAAAGCCAUGUUGGCUUUUCCUCCACUAGAUACAGAUUGGAGGUAGAUGAAUAUUUGCCAAAUGGAAAAAAAGACAAUGUGAGUCAGAAAGACAGACUUUUCCAGCUUCUCAAAAGCCAUGGAGAGUAGAAACCAAAACCAACAGGGAAAUAAAAAACCUUGCAAGUCUCACUUUCUAGUUGUCCCAUGCAGGGGUUGAAAUUUGACUCAAAGUGAAAAAUAUAUCAAUGUAUUUUAUAGGUCUUCACAUCUAGAGAUGGAUAACUAUCCCAAUUUGGUUUUUCAGGUGAUGGAGAAAGCUGCUAGUAAUUUUAACCCCUGCCUAAAGAAGACAGAUAAUUUCAUUUGGGAGCAAGUACUUGUUGCCUUGAAAAAUAGCACUGUAAUAGCCUAUGAUAAUUAGUUAUAGAAUAACCUUUUUCCCUUUUAAACUAUGCAAAUUAUUAAAUAAGUGUAAAUUAGGACUCAAUUAAAGAUAGUUGAUUAUAUUGCAAUCAGAUGGCAUUCACAAACUUAACUGGAGCAUAUACAAAUAAAAUCUAUUAGUCUAAGAGUUUUGUAUGCUAACAGAAAAAAUAUAAUUUAGCUACCUAUUCUAAAAAUGGUGAAUAUUAUUAAUAUUGUACAAUAGGACUGGGAAGACUGCCUCCUUUUUUGAAGAGAGAGAUUAAGGAUUUUUAUAAUUGUUUUUCAUCAAAUUUUAAUAUUUUUGUCAAAUUUUUAGGUAUUUAAUUUGUAAAACAGUUUGCUUUGUACUGGCAUACAGAAAAUAGGGUAUUGAUUUUAAACUUUUUGAAGCCAAGUGAUCAAGUACAUUUGUAAUAAAAGUCAAUGGAUCUAUA